AUGAAUGUUUCCAGUUUUAUACUUACAUCAGAAGGGCAAGGCCCCGAUCCCCAAGUAUCAAUCACUGUCAUCGCAUAUCUGACUCUGCUGAACUCACCGUGGUUUCAUUGCCCUAGAUGGGACUCAGUGAAGUUGGAAAUCCAUACUCGCCUGUGUCGCUCUCUCAAUACGGCUGACUUGCCUGAAAACUACUUUUUGGGCCGGUCCUUGGACGACCUCCCAAUUGACGAGGUACAAAAGGCAACAGCUCUAAAUUAA
Messenger RNA from Macrosiphum euphorbiae (potato aphid), 258 nucleotides. NCBI's taxonomy places the organism in Eukaryota, Metazoa, Arthropoda, Insecta, Hemiptera, Aphididae. The record is from the annotation of a GenBank genome assembly.